GGGCAGGAUGUUGGCCCGAAUGCCGUUGCUGGUUGGCUUGCUGUACCAUGUGAUGUUCCGGGAGGCAAUGGCCUCGCCGAUGGAGGCGGAGAGCAGGUCAGCGUUCUCUGCGGCCCGCACCAGCAGCAUGGUGGGGGGGCCCCACAUGGCAGUCACCUUCGACAAGGUCUACGUGAACAUCGGUCACGACUUCGACCCCAGCACCGGCCUGUUCACCUGCCGCGUGCCUGGGGCCUAUUACUUCUCCUUCACGGUGGGUAAGUUCCCCAGAAAGAGCCUGUCGGUGAUGCUGAUGAAGAACAGGAGGGAAGUGCAGGUCAUUGUCUACGAUGAGCACCAUCGGCAGGAGAGGAAAGUGCGGAGUCAGAGUGCCAUGCUGCAGCUGGAACAUGGUGAGACCGUCUGGCUGCGUUUACACGGUGACCCCAAGUAUGCCCUCUACAGCAAUGCAGGGCCCUACACUACCUUCAACGGCUACCUCAUCUACCCGAGACCCCCUCCUCCUCCUCCUCCUCAUCCACGGUCGGCCUUCUCUGCUGCUCGGAGCCAGAGCCUGGUGGGAGAGGACGGAGACAAGUACAAGAGGCAGGCCGUGCCCUUUGACACCGAGUUUGUCAACAUCGGCGGAGAUUUCAACACGUCCCUGGGCGUCUUCACUUGCCGCGUGUCUGGGGCCUAUUACUUCUCCUUCAACAUCGGCAAGCUGCCUUACAAGACCAUGUCGGUCAAGCUGAUGAAGAACGACGACGAGGUGCAGGCCAUGGUCUACGAUGACAGUCGUUCCAAACGGAGAGAGAUGCAGAGUCAGAGCGUGAUGCUCUCCCUGACCGAAGGGGACCACAUCUGGCUCUACAGCUACCAGCACGAAGGCUACGGGGCCUACAGUAACCAUGGCAAAUACAUCACCUUCACCGGCUUCCUCGUCUACCCCGAUCAGCAGGUCGCCGACUGUCAGUUAGAACCCCGAAAUAAACUGUGACCACAGGUUCGACUCGAAUCUGCUGGAACUUCACGUGCAUCGACAAACCUCUGUGUUGUCCUGUGAAUGUCUCAUUGUGUUGUAGUACAAGUGUCAGCCCAAACAAACUCUGGAAAUAUACUUGCGAAAAUCUCCCAAAUGUUUCUGUGUGUGUGUGUGAGUGUGUGAGUGUGUGUGUGUGUGUGUGUGUGAGUGU
Molecule: messenger RNA, 1175 nt
Organism: Chiloscyllium plagiosum (whitespotted bambooshark)
Lineage: Eukaryota; Metazoa; Chordata; Chondrichthyes; Orectolobiformes; Hemiscylliidae
Source: RefSeq, a predicted model, not a curated record